This is a messenger RNA of Galdieria sulphuraria, 586 nucleotides long. Its product is annotated as nitrogen fixation protein NifU. The record is from RefSeq and is a predicted model, not a curated record. Gene Ontology annotation, biological process: iron-sulfur cluster assembly; intracellular iron ion homeostasis. The transcript has 2 exons. NCBI's taxonomy places the organism in Eukaryota, Rhodophyta, Bangiophyceae, Galdieriales, Galdieriaceae. Bases 35 to 520 code for a protein of 161 amino acids. Gene Ontology annotation, cellular component: mitochondrial matrix; cytoplasm. Gene Ontology annotation, molecular function: 2 iron, 2 sulfur cluster binding; ferrous iron binding.
ACGAAUGAAAAGAGAAUUGUUGAAUUGUGAAAGAAUGUCGUCUUAUUCCUUAUUAUCUCGAAUAGCUUUUCAGUUGAGUCGUAUUCCUAAAACCAUAGAAACUCAGUCCAUUGUAAAGAGACAAUAUCAUGAAAAGGUAGUUGACCACUAUGAAAACCCAAGAAAUGUAGGUUCCUUAGAUAAGAAUGAUAAAUAUGUUGGAACAGGGUUGGUUGGUGCACCAGCUUGUGGAGAUGUUAUGAAGUUACAAAUAAGAGUGGAUGAAACGGGAAAGAUUGUGGAAAGUCGGUUCAAAACUUUCGGUUGUGGUUCUGCCAUAGCGUCAUCUUCUUAUGCCACGGAAUUGAUAAAAGGAAAGACGUUGGAUGAAGCUGGUCAAAUUAGGAAUAGGGAGAUUGCAGAAGAGUUGAAGUUACCACCUGUGAAACUGCACUGUAGUAUGUUGGCUGAAGAUGCCAUUAAAGCAGCUAUCAAGGACUUGGAAAAGAAACGUAAUAAUUCGAAUGUGAAAGUAGCUUGAUUGGAAUAGUUGUAGAGUUGAAUAAAAUAUGUUGUUGUUAUGAUAUAUAAAGAAGUUUCUAGUAGC